Messenger RNA from Rhododendron vialii, 1020 nucleotides. RefSeq lists its product as uncharacterized. The transcript has 5 exons. The record is from RefSeq and is a predicted model, not a curated record. The coding region runs from base 141 to 836 and encodes 231 amino acids. NCBI's taxonomy places the organism in Eukaryota, Viridiplantae, Streptophyta, Magnoliopsida, Ericales, Ericaceae.
CUGUUUUUCAUUUCUUGCAUGCUUCAACAUAAAAUAAGUACUCUGUUGAAUAGUGGGAUAUUCUGGAAUUAGGUACAUGCUUUCAUCUAUAUAUAUAUAAUAGUUGGCUGAAAUCUUGACAACCUCUCUUCCAUCAGCUUAUGCUUCUGCGCUACUUGGUUCCUGUAAUGGCAUUCAUAGUCACAGUUAAGCACCAGCUUUUCGCUUUAUCUCUGAUCAUCGUCUUUGUUUUCAAUGGGAAAUUAGGAAAUUCGGUUUUUGAAGUUAUCCCUUCAAAUGGUGGUCAAUCUGGUAGUCAAAGUGGUGGUCAAAGUGGUAGUCAAAGUGGUUUUGGUGCUCAAUCUGGGAGUCAAACUGGUCAAUUUGGUGGUGCUCAAUCUGGUGGUCAAACUGGUCAAUUUGGUGGUCAAAUUGGUGGUCAAGCUGGUGGUUCAGUUGAGGAUCCAACUCCAAUAAUUGCCAAAGCCUUGCUCUGUUUCGACGACAACUAUGUUUACAGCAGUUGUCAAGAAAGUUACAGACUUACCGAGAGCGGAGAGCUCCAUGUGCCACACGAGGACACCAAUCAAUUCUGCGAGGGUCCGUGCUUGACAGAGACGCACCUCGUCCUCAAUUGUAUCGGAAGUAUAAUGACACACUUUGAAUUCUAUAACAAGGCCACAUUACAGGAUGUGAGUGAUACAGUUAAAGAUGGUUGUGGCUAUGGUAAUCAAAGAGGGAAUUUUAACGUAGCAGAGCACGUCCAAGAGGAAAACAGCGGCGGGGACAAGAUUACCAUGCGGAUGGUUGCUGCUGGGUUUGUGCUGAUGAUUUUAGUCCAAGGUUUACUGUUUUGAUGGUAUCAUUGCAAUGGAGAUUACAACGUUGUCUAGCGUUGGUGUGAGUUGGUGUGAAAAAAAUGGAUUAAAGAGUGACUAUUGUAUGGUAAUGCUUAUUGUAGUAGUUUUUUUUUGUGGCAUUUGCUGCAUAAGAUAACAAUUGCUGUACACUUUUGCUUCAUUGUAGAAGUUUCUUCUUCUA